UAUUUGUCAGAGUUCAGAAUCUCUUCCGACUUUCUCUCUCGAUUCUCUCUCUUUCUCUCGAUUCUGAGUUUCCAUUUCGUGGUCGGUUAAUGUGAGCAAUUUCAAGAGGGAAACUGGAUUGUAAGCAACAAUUUUGCUUUUUAUACUCGUUUUGCACUAUUAACAAACGAUUUUGGUUCAUACAUAUUAGCAAGUUCAGUGUUUCUUUCGAGUACGACUUGUGGCGGAGGCUACGAAAUGCAAGAUAUCCACUCAAUUGGCGGCGGAGGCCGGUUAUUUAGCGGCGGAGGUGGAGACCGGAGGCUGAGGCCGCAUCACCAGCAGAACCACCAAGCAUUAAAGUGCCCCAGGUGCGACUCACUUAACACCAAGUUUUGCUACUACAACAACUACAACCUCUCGCAGCCACGCCACUUCUGCAAGAGCUGCCGCAGGUACUGGACUAAAGGCGGCGUCCUCCGCAACGUCCCCGUAGGCGGUGGCUGUCGCAAGACGAAGCGUUCCAAGCCCAAACAAACCACCUCGACGGCAGAUACUACCACUACCUCAACUAAUACAGCAACCACCACUGCUAGUACGACGCCAAUACCACCGCCGCCGCCGCAGCAGCAACAACAACCAGAGCGGAAAUUGUCAAAUUCUCAUUCUAGCAGCGAAAGCUCCAGUCUGACCGCCACGAAUACCACAACGGCUAACAUUGGUUUAGAAGCAGUUUCCGCGCAUUCUUCGAGCUCAGCCUCGAAUAAUAUACUGAAUGGUGUUGGUGAAUCUAAGGUAUUUGCACAUGCCAACAUAAAUCCGAGCUUUGAGCCUGGGUUGCUAGAGCAAGGAUCGGACUGUGGGAUCUUCUCAGAGAUUGGAAACUUUACAAGCUUAAUUACGUCAACAAAUGAGCAGUUGCCCUUUGGAUUUAGUAGCAUACUGAAUCAACAGAGUCUUGAACAUGUGCAACAGAACCAGAAUCAGCAGUGGCAACAUCAGCAGCAGAAGAUAGUGGGUGUGAGUGGGGAGGAGAUGAAGAUGCAGGAGAUGGCGGGAGGGUUGAUUGAUCAGACGGUUCACCUAGAGUUAUCAGCUCUGCAGAGUAGUAGAUCAGGAAAUGGGGAGUUUGGACCGUUGGAUUGUCUGGGUACUGGAGAUCAAGGUUUGUUUGAUCUUCCUAACGCCGUUGAUCAAGCUUACUGGAGCCAGAGUCAGUGGACUGAUCAAGAUCCCCCCAGUCUCUAUCUCCCUAAACCAAAACACUCACAUUAGCAUGUGCCACGUCAUCGAUAUUGAAGCUAAUAUGGUGGCCUCGCGACGAUAAAUUACACGGUGGAUUGGGAAUUGAUCGGUUGCAAAACUUUGCAAUGAGAGAGACUGUACGGAUUAUAGUGUGGGAGUGUACCAGUCGGUAGGCGGGGUCCACAUGCAUAGUGACUAGUCCCAUGCGUGAUAAUGACUCCACGUGGCGAUGGUAGGAAGAGGGGGGCAAUGGGUCUUAAUGCCGGAGACCACGUGGGUUAAGUUGAUUGGGCAACACCUAUGAAGUCGGUUUGUCGUGGCUCUCUACUGUGAUGAGGUUGUGGAUAAAGUAGAGCUAGUGAGUGCAGGCAGAACAGGGUAGAUUGAAAGGGACAGGGAAAUGUGAGUGAAUGUGAAAGUGCGGAUGACGUGGAUUCGGCAAGUGGGACAGAGAUUAGGUGGGUGGUGGUUUCUGCUUACUGGUAAACUGUGGGGGUGGGGGCCACGGGGGCAUGUGCAGGGAAGUGUGUCUCAUCGACCGUACGAGUCACGCAUUUGGUGGGCAUGACUGUGAGCGAGUUUUACGUGACACACAUUCGGUGUGUUUUGUUUGAUGAAGAAUGAUGAUGAUGGACAGAAUGGCCAUGUUGUUUAGGGCAUUCAUGACGAGAGCUCAGAGGUUGCUGCUCAGUGUGAUUACUCGCAAGGAUAUAGCUAGCGUGUCUGUUUAAUUUCCUGUGCAAGUUAUAUAAUGCAUGCCUGUGAGAAUUAAUGGGUUCGUAGUACUGUGUGUGACAUUGCUGCAUGCUCUCUAACAGUCUCUCUAGUCUGGUGUAGGUAGGGCGGGGUCGGGGUGAUGAGGAAGUGGUCCAUUCCAAUGGGUGACAACUGAAAAAAAUGGUGCUGAAAUUUCAAGUGGUCCUUUUGAGCUAGACGAGGUUCAGGCCCAUGAAUUAUUGACCAGGGGCGAAAAUAGGUUUUGAAUUUGGCUGUAGAUAAAGGUUUAAGGGCUUUAAUUGAUCCUAAACCUUGUAUGGAGAGUUGAUUUUGAUCUUCUUUUUAAUUUUGAAAUGGAAUCAAUGGUUGGGUCUGUUGAUUCAAUUUUUUAA
Hevea brasiliensis (rubber tree) is the source of this 2333-nucleotide messenger RNA. RefSeq names its product dof zinc finger protein DOF5.4. The transcript is spliced from 2 exons. Gene Ontology annotation, biological process: regulation of DNA-templated transcription. Gene Ontology annotation, molecular function: DNA binding; DNA-binding transcription factor activity. The record is from RefSeq and is a predicted model, not a curated record. Lineage: Eukaryota; Viridiplantae; Streptophyta; Magnoliopsida; Malpighiales; Euphorbiaceae. Bases 238 to 1254 code for a protein of 338 amino acids.